Messenger RNA from Bipolaris sorokiniana ND90Pr, 279 nucleotides. RefSeq lists its product as uncharacterized. The transcript has 2 exons. Lineage: Eukaryota; Fungi; Ascomycota; Dothideomycetes; Pleosporales; Pleosporaceae. The record is from RefSeq and is a predicted model, not a curated record. Bases 1 to 279 code for a protein of 92 amino acids.
AUGCAGUUCACCACUAUCCUCGCCGCGACCCUCUUCGCCAUCUCCACCUCCGCAGCAACACUCGUCACGCGGGCCCCCAUCGAAGCCCGUGCCGUAGGCUUCAGCCACUCGAAGCGCGCCUUUGAUCUCACUGCUGAGAUCGCCGCCAUGGAGAAGCGAGGUCAGUCUGCUGCUUGUACUAUCUGCACGUUCGGAUGCGGUACUGGUGGAGAUCUUGAGCCGUGCGAUUGCUGUGCUGAAGGGGGUGCCUGCAUUGAUGAUGGAAGCUGCAACAUCUAA